Ascoidea rubescens DSM 1968 is the source of this 4288-nucleotide messenger RNA. RefSeq names its product Bre4p (gene BRE4). Lineage: Eukaryota; Fungi; Ascomycota; Saccharomycetes; Ascoideales; Ascoideaceae. The record is from RefSeq and is a predicted model, not a curated record. The transcript has a single exon. The coding region runs from base 339 to 4253 and encodes 1304 amino acids.
UUUGAUUUGAAUUUGAUCCAACUUGUUUCUCGUCUUUUGUUGGUUUCAAUUAAUGCCUUUUUAUCCAACAAUUUCUUUUAACAUUUAAUCACAAUACCUUCUAUUUCCAUUUCAUUCUGAAUCGUAUAUCUAUCUAUUUAAUCUCGUUAAUCUCAUCUAUCUCAUUUCCUAUAAAUAUCCAUGCUUAUACUCAUACACACACACACACACAUAUAUAUAUAUAUAUAUAUAGUUUGAUCUUUAUUCAAAAAUAAAAAAAUUAUCAUCCACCUAUAUUUAUAUAAUAUUUAUAUAAUAUUUAUUAAAUAUUUAUUAAAUAAUUACUACAUCACUUGAAAAUGAAUAACCUACCCAAUACAACCUCCUUCUCAAAACUAUUGCAGAAAAACCUUUCAAACAAUCUUCCUGCUGUUUCUCCAAAUUCAAUCCCAAAUAACUCUGAUUCCUAUUUUACUAUAACCCAAUCACAAAGAACCCCACAACAGUUCCCAAAUAUUCCCGCCAUCACCACCACCACCACCACCAAUAAUAAUAAUAACAAUAUUAAUCUCAAAAUCCCUGAUCUCUCUCACAACAUUUCCUACAUUCUACCAAAUAACUUCAAAUCUAAAUCUAACUUGAACAUCAAAACUAACCCAUCCUCCUUCAGAUACUCCUUCUCCCAAGUCAAACUCAACCAAUUAGCCGCCGAUGUUUACCAACCUCUAAGCACACACAAUGUUCAAGAACUAAGAGAUGGUUUCUUUGAUUCAAUCUAUUCAAGCAGAAAAAAAUCUUAUAAGCGCUUAUUAAACGUAAUCCACGAUCUCGAUCCAAUCAAUUGCUCAACAAACUCCAAUCCUCCUACCAACUCUAUCAAGCCUAACAAAUGGCUCGACUUCAACCUCCAUUUCAAUUACAAAAAAUACCAUCUAUUCACUAAAAUAUUCAAAGUCUUUAUUGCCUAUUUCAUUUCAAUGACCAUUUGCUUGAUUCACCCCUCAGGAAACUGGCUAGGGCCUCAGAGAACUUUCCUACCCCUAGCAAUGAUAAUCCACCACCCUUAUCAUUCCUUUGGAACUCAAUUGGAAAUAUCCUUCCUCUCGCUCCUUGGUGCCUCCAUCGGUCUAUCCAUCUCAUGUUUAUCUCUAUUUAUUGCAAAUACCAACAACACCGUCGCACUGCAUUCAGGUGGAAUUCUAUUCAUGUUCUCCUUUCUAUCAAUUUACUCACUAAGCUUUCUAAGAUCAAAAUUCAUCAGGUUUUAUUACCUCUCAAUCACCUCAGGCAUCACAAUCCUCUUUAUUUUAUCCGACAACGUUUUUUCAUCAAAAAUUACAAUAAACUAUUCAAAUAUUUGCUGGAAUUUUUCAAUCCCCUAUCUUUUGGGAAUUCUAAUAUCCUUACUCAUCAACAUACUUGUUUUUCCUGAUCUAUUUCACGAUAGUCUACUACUAUCAAUUCUCUCAUCUUUGCAAUCAAUUAAAAACAUCUUAAUUCUUUCAAUUAACUCAAAAUUGCAAUCUAAAAUCAAUCAAUUCAAUAACUCUAAUACCCAUAUUAAUUCUACUAAUCCAACGAAUAUAAACCAAUCUCAUAACUCAUCAUUCUACCAUCUUAAUGAUACACUACAACUAAAAUCAAAUACAGAUUUGAAUACAAUCUCCAACACUCCCGCCAAAAUUGAUAAUUCCACACUAAACACAGACACCAAUUAUAUCACUAUAAUCAUAAACCACUUGAACUGGUCAAUUGUACAAUUGUCCGAAAAUUUUAGAGCCUUUUCAAACGAGAUCAUCAAAUUAUCCGUCUUUGAUCAAAACAGUCUAAUCUCGAUUAGAAAUGGUAUUAAUUAUAUCAUUGCUCCAUUAAGAGCCAUGCCCUACAAUUCUAUUUUAUUUCAAGGUAAAAUCCAAGAUUUUUCAAACUCAGAUUUACUAAAUAAACAACACGACGAAUUUCAAAACAUUUAUGCUGCAUCAAGUUUACAAACUUCAAACAUAAAUUCUCCAAUCUUUUCUGGUUCGGCGACUCCCAAACUCACAAAUUAUAAACCACAAUUAGUUUUAAAUUCAAAUUCAAAUUCAAAUUCAAAUUUUAAUCUUAAUUUUAAUUCAAAUAACUUUAACCUAUUAAGUUCUGAAAUAUUUUAUAUAACUGUUGUACAAAACUACUUUAAAAAACCUGCCAUCCGUUUAGUAAUAAGUAUGAUCAAAAUAGUUGAAUUCAUUCAAAUCCUUUUAAUUAAAUUCGGUAAAUUAGACAUCAAUUCCCAACAAUUAUUAAAUAAAUUCACUCUAGAUUCAAACACAAACAAAUACUUACAAGUCCCUGAUAAAGAUAAAGACCAACUAAUAGAAACUUUUAAUAAAUUGAUUAAAAACUUGAAAAAAGAUAUUACUAAAGUGGAUUAUGCGUACAGAUCAUUUACAAAAACAGACUACUUUUGCAGAGAUUUAUUACAAAAUCCAAAAAUUAGUAGUAGCUUUUUAUUUUUACGUUAUCAAAGACAGGCUGCAAAAGCAAUUUUAUUACUCUGUUCAACAUUACUAAAAGCAAUUGAACUAACUAAAAAAUUGACAUUUGGUUGGAAUUUCUUAUUAAUCAAUUACCCAAUAAAAAGAGCUCUAAAUAGAUUAUCAAAGCAAUGCUAUAAAGACCAAGGUAUCGAGUCAAUUUUUAAUUAUUAUCAAACCAAAAAUGAUGUUGAUGAUGCAUUUGAAAGAAUUUACAAUCUAAACACUUCAAAAUUUUCAAAACAUUCUAAAAAUCAAAAUAAUAAAAACCUUAAUGAUCAAAAGAAAUUCAAUACUAGACUUGAAAAAAUUGAAAAUACAGAUGAAAUUUUUUAUAAAAACAACGUUAGAGCUAUGGAUCAUAAAGAUUUUAAUUUUCAUGAUACUUCAAAUUAUUCUUCAAAAUUUCAAUAUAAAUUGGCUAUUUUUUUCAAUUAUUUUGUGAAUAAAGAAGCCAAAUACGCAUUUAAGAUUUCUUUUGUCUUGGCAUUUUUAUGUUUGCCUGGAUGGAUUUAUCCGGAAUCUUGGUAUCAAAAUUACAAUUGCUGGUGGUGUCCAGUUCUUGUAUAUAUUUUUUACAAUCCUAUAAUCCCUACCAAUUUAAAUAAGAUUUGUUCAAGAGUAAUAAUCUGUGUAUUUGGAAUAUUUUUAUCAUGGGUGUCCUGUGUUAUUCAUUCCAAUUAUUUGGAAUAUAAAUCACCAUACAUCAUAUUAUUAAUCGGUAGUUUAUUUGUAAUUCCAAUGCUUUUCAGAUUUUUGCUUUUCGAUCAUUCAAGAUCAGGUUUCAUUGGAAUGAUUACAUUUUCUAUUGUUUCAUUAGAAAUUUACAUCAACUCUGAAAAUUCAAUUGGAUCUAUUUGGAAAACAAGCUGGAUAAUAGGAAGUUGCAUCAUUAUUUCGGUCAUCACAUCAAUAGCUAUGAAUUGGAUUUUAUGGCCAUUUAUCGCGAGAAAUGAAGUUCGAAAAUCAUUUGCGCCAUUAUUAUUAUUUUUGUCUCAAUGCUAUCAAUCGAUUGCUGACAGGUAUCUUUAUCGAGAUUACUAUGACGAUCCAACUGAGCUUACCUUUGAAUUGGCUAAUAUCCGGGAAAUCAGAAUGUUACAAUUACUAUAUUCAAUCAAAGAUUUGAUCAAAAUGUUUAAAGUUCAAAAUAAUCAUUUUUUAAUUGAUCUUUACAAUGGAGAGAUUGAUGGUAAAGAUAAUAAAAAUCUUGAAGUGGAGGUGUAUAUCAAGUUAAUAAAUUCAUGCAAUUUUAUAUUGGAAAAAAUUAUUGAAGCAAGAAUGGCAGGAAUCUUUUUUCACGUUAAAAUUAGUUCUGAGGAUUCAGAGGCUAAUAAGAAGUUAUUAAGUCUUAGAAGAGAUUCAGUUGCGUCAGUUAUUUUUAUAUUACAUAUAAUUCUGAGUUGUUUCAAGACUAAUGAUGAGAUUCCAAUUUAUUUACCAAGUUCAAUUAGUUUAAGAAAAAGACUAUUUGACGCUAUAUUUAAUGAAUUAUCGGAAAAUUUCUCAUCAGACGAUCUUAAUAAAAAUGAGAUGAGUGAUAAUAAUGAAAAAACUGACUCAACAGAUUCGACUAAUGAAAACAGUGAAACAGAUAAAAAUUUCCAAAAUGAAAAAUUGGAAGAGUAUGAACAUGUUCAUUGGAGUGAAAUUCAUGGGAUGGCAUUUUCUAAAGCGUUUACAGAUAUCACUGAGGAAUUGAGCAAUAUUAUUCAAUAUUCCAAAAUUCUUCUAGGUGAAGAAGAGUUGGGAAUUUAAUCAUUUGACUGCAUUUUUUUUUUUUUUAUUUUUUU